CCAUGCUAACCCAGACAGUGUAGGGCUCUGUGAUAACCUGAUUAACUUCUGACUGUUGGCUUGUGUGUUAAUUUUGGGAAGUCAUCAUCAGUUCGGCGGGUUUUUUGUCUCUCAUGCUAAUUGUGUUUUCGGUAAAUGUCACGACGAGUCUUGAUAGUUACCAGUAAAAAGAAAGCGGAAGUAACGGAGCAUUAAAAAGAGGUAAAGCUGAAGCAUCAGGAUCUUUUCAGAAGAAACAGAUUAAUUUCAGACCGCGGGACCGUCUGUGGGUCCACAGUCUGUGGAAGUGACACCCGUGUGUGUCUCUUCCUGCAGUCAUGCUGCUGCUGGACUCUGGUGUGUACAUUGGCUCUGCAGCCGACCUGAACGACAGACAGGUGCUGGUUGAUGCUUCUGUCACUCACAUCCUGUCUGUGGACUCUGCGGACCCCGGCUUGCUGCUUCCUGAUGAUGGAAGCUUCAGGAGAAAGUGGAUCAACGUUUUAGAUGAACCCACGUCUGACCUCCUCAGUCACAUGGACGCUUGCUUCCUGUUUAUUGACGAGGCUGUAAAAGGAGGCGGAGCUGCACUUGUUCACUGUCAGGCGGGUCGGAGCCGCAGCGCCACCAUUGUGACGGCCUAUUUAAUGAAGAGACACCAGCUGGACUUCACCGAGGCUUACAACCGACUGAAAAGUCUCAAAGAGGAUGUGCAGGUCAACAGAGGGUUUGAGGAGCAGCUGCAUCUGUAUGAAGCCAUGAGCUGUGAGGUCAAUACAUCAAGUUCUUUGUACAAACAAUACAGACUCAUCAAGAUUACAGAGAAAUACCCAGAGUUAGAGCAGGGGGCUGCAGAGUUGCCACGGGAAAUUUUUGCCAUUGACCCCGCCCACUCCAGCUCCUCUGAGGUGUCUUACAGGUGCAGGAAGUGCAGGCGGAGUUUGUUUCGUAGCUCCAGUAUUCUCAGUCAUCCUGUGGGGGAGGGAGCUUCAGYCUUCAGCCACAAGAAGCCCAGAAACCUCACCGGAGGAGUCCAGUGUACAUCGUACUUCAUUGAGCCGGUUCAGUGGAUGGAGCCAGCUUUACUGGGAGUCAUGAAUGGACAGCUGCUCUGUCCAAAGUGCAGCUCCAAGCUUGGUUCGUUCAGCUGGUGUGGGGACCAGUGUUCCUGCGGUCGCUGGGUCACACCCGCCUUCCAGCUGCAUCGCAACAGAGUGGACGAAAUUCGACAACUCAACGCGCAGAACUGACACACACACACAAUUCAAAAACUCAUACACACAAGUCUCGAUUCAUGGUGCACAAAAUUAGAAUUUACUAAUCAUGAUAAGAGUUCAGAGACAAUGACUUAAAUAACUGUUUACAUUGUGUAAUAAGAUUUGUUAAAUAUUGCACAUAAUGUAGUUUUUCCCCUAGGACAUUGGUCUUGGCGGGAGAUGGGGGGUGCUUGUUUUAUAAAAACAUAAAUUUACGUGACUCACCUGCAAUUAUGGUAAUAAUUUU
Messenger RNA from Austrofundulus limnaeus, 1482 nucleotides. It is a transcript of the gene dusp12, whose product is annotated as dual specificity phosphatase 12. The record is from RefSeq and is a predicted model, not a curated record. Gene Ontology annotation, biological process: protein dephosphorylation. The coding region runs from base 318 to 1229 and encodes 303 amino acids. The transcript is spliced from 8 exons. NCBI's taxonomy places the organism in Eukaryota, Metazoa, Chordata, Actinopteri, Cyprinodontiformes, Rivulidae. Gene Ontology annotation, molecular function: protein tyrosine/serine/threonine phosphatase activity. Gene Ontology annotation, cellular component: nucleus.